Messenger RNA from Sorex araneus (European shrew), 1592 nucleotides. It is a transcript of the gene TMEM106C, whose product is annotated as transmembrane protein 106C. The transcript has 8 exons. Lineage: Eukaryota; Metazoa; Chordata; Mammalia; Eulipotyphla; Soricidae. The record is from RefSeq and is a predicted model, not a curated record. The coding region runs from base 211 to 966 and encodes 251 amino acids.
GCUGGGGCGCCCCCUGCUGGGCCGUGGCGCGCGCAGGCGCCGGUGCCCGCCGGCCGGACCCGUGCGCGUGCGCGCUGGCGCGGGCGACGCAGGCGGCGCGGGGGACCCCGGCAGGGAGAUGACGCGCCUUCUCCCGCGGCGACGCGGGGCCGCCGGCACGCGCCCACCCGCCCCGGCGCCCUAGCGGGAAGCCGGGGACCCCGCCCGGCCAUGGGGGCCCUCCACUCUGCCUCCGCGCGCCCCCCGGCCUCCGCGCGAAGGAAAGGAGACCCCAGCGGGGAGGAGUCUCGGGCCGAACGGGAGCAGGAGGAAGCGAUCGCUCAGUUUCCCUACGUGGAGUUCACGGGGCGCGACAGUGUCACCUGCCUCACCUGCCAGGGGACCGGCUACAUCCCCACAGAGCAAGUUAAUGAACUGGUGGCUUUGAUCCCACACAGUGAUCAGAGAUUGCGCCCUCAGAGAACCAAGCAGUAUGUCCUCCUGUCAGUUCUGCUCUGUCUCCUGGCCUCCGGCUUGGUGGUGUUUUUCCUCUUCCCACACUCAGUCCUCGUGGAUGAUGGCGGCAUCAAAGUGGUGAAGGUCAUAUUUAAUAAGAAGGACGCCCUUGUAAUCCUUACCAUCAUGGCCACACUGAAAAUCAGAAAUUCCAACUUCUAUCCUGUGGCCCUGACCAGCCUGUCCAGCCAGGUCCAGUACAUGAACACCGUGGUGGGCACACACACAACCACCAAUGUCUCCCUCAUUCCUCCUCGGAGCGAGCAUAUGGUGAAUUUUACCAUGAAAGCUGAGAUGGGACGACAGUACUCCUAUGUGUACUUCCUGUGCGCGCUGCCCGAGCCCCUGGCGCACAGCAUAGUAAUCUUCAUGCAAACGUCGGUGAAGAUUUCCUACAUCGGCCACAUGACGCAGAGCUCCUUGGAGACCCACCACUAUGUGGACUGUGGAGCCAACUCCACGGCUAUUUGAGAGCCGCUCUUGGUCCCUCCGUGGCUGCGCCUGUCGGAUGACACUGACACCGUGGCUGUUCCAGGGCCGGGGUUUACAUGCCUACCCACGUGGGAGACGUGCAGAGAAAUAGGGUCCCUCACUCCCCAGCUAGCAUCUUCCUGCCGCUCGGGGCGGGGGCAGCCCCCCUCCACGCCCACUGACGUUCCCCAGCAGCCGCACUGCCCAGGGUCCCCCCGUUCCCAGCAGACAGUGCACACUCGGUGAGUGGGAGUGUCUGGUUUGCUAAACGUAGUACAGGUCUUUGCAGCUUGGGGCGUUCCGAAUUGAAAUCGUGUGACCCAGCCGUCCAUCCUGGUGCCGCUGCGGUUGCCGUCAGGGCCUUGUCUGCGCGGGGGAGGCAGCGGGAAGGGAGCGUCUGAGUGAAGAAAGCACAGGCCACUGAACAUGUGAAUUUUUUUCAUCUGCUUCAACUUGUCUGAGCAGCUUUAAAAGACGGGUGUUUUCGGUUUUUGGUUUUUUUUUUCCUGUAGAAAGUUAAGAGUUGUUUUUAUCGAGAGUCUAUCUGAGGCUUGAUGUACCCUUCAUCCAUUGGCUGGAACAUGGAUUGGGGAUUUGGUAGAAAAAUAAACCCUGCUUUGGAUUCA